Molecule: messenger RNA, 3545 nt
Organism: Neolamprologus brichardi
Lineage: Eukaryota; Metazoa; Chordata; Actinopteri; Cichliformes; Cichlidae
Product: polypyrimidine tract-binding protein 3-like
Biological process (GO): mRNA processing
Cellular component (GO): nucleus
Molecular function (GO): RNA binding
Source: RefSeq, a predicted model, not a curated record
ACCAAACGGGAAGUGAGCUCGUUGUUCUCCUUGGUGGCUGCCUGGCUGCGAAGGCUCACGGACCAAAACAACUCCUUCUCUGCUGCGCUUCCUCCUCUUCCUCAGCACGGAUCAUGGACGGGAGUCAGAGUUCAGCUCGUCUGUCAGCAGCUCUGAGAACAUGAGCUCCUCUCACCUGUCCACAGUGGAUGGCACUGAUAGACUGUGUGUUUCAGAGCGUGCUCAGUGCGUCCCAUCUCGGGUCCUUCACCUGCGUCAGCUUCCCCCUGACGUCUCUGAACAGGAAGUGCUUUCUCUGGCGCUUCCCUUUGGUCGAGUUAGUCAGCUGAUCACGCUGAAGACAAAGAAUCAGGCGUUUUUAGAAAUGGCGUCAGAAGAAGCCGCUGUUACCAUGGUGAACUACUACACCUCAGCCACUCCCUCCAUCAGGAGCCAGCCAGUCUACAUUCAGUACUCCACCCAUCGCGAGCUCAAGACUGACAAUAUGACCAAUCAGAGGGCUCAGGCAACGCUGCAGGCCAUGAAUGCAGGAGCAGUGCACUCUGGGAACAUGGCUUCAGGUGGGGAGGGCCGGGGCAUAGCUCCAGGUCAGAGUCCCGUCCUGAGAAUCAUUGUGGAGAAUUUAUUUUACCCUGUGACUCUGGAGGUUCUCCAGCAGAUCUUUAGUAAGUUUGGCUCCGUGCUGAAGAUCAUCACGUUCACCAGAAACAACCAGUUUCAGGCUCUCCUGCAGUUCAGCGACACCGUGCAUGCUCAGCACGCCAAGGCUACUCUAGACGGUCAGAACAUCUAUAACGGCUGCUGCACGCUGAGGAUUGACUUCUCCAAACUGAGCGUGCUCAACGUGAAGUACAACAACGACAAGAGUCGGGACUUCACCAGAGCCGACCUGCCAAGCGGAGAGCUAGAGCCCGCCGCCACCUUUGGUGUAGCUUUGCCUCCGUAUGGAGCAGCGGCAUUCCCACCCACUUUCCACCAACACACAGGUCUGUCCAUGGCGGCCGUCCCCGGCUCGCUAGUGUCUCAUCCUCGCGUCUCGCUGCAGAUGGCGCCUCCUGCUGUCCAUUCGGUGCUGCUGGUGUCGAACCUGAACCCAGAGAACGUCACGCCUCACUGCCUCUUCAUCCUGUUCGGUGUUUACGGAGACGUUCAGAGAGUGAAAAUCCUCUUCAACAAGAAGGAAAACGCUCUUGUUCAGAUGAGCGACGCCACGCAGGCUCAACUCGCGAUGAGUCACCUGAACGGGCAGCGUCUCCAUGGUAACGUGAUCCGGGUGACGUUGUCCAAACACCCGGUGGUGCAGCUGCCUCGCGGAGGCGCUGGGCAAGAAGAACAAGCACUGACUCGGGACUUCUCAGGCUCUGCCCUCCACCGCUUCAAAAAGCCGGGCUCCAAAAACUUCAACAACAUCUUCCCUCCGUCAGCAACGUUGCACCUCUCCAACAUCCCCUCUUCAGUGAGCGAGGAGGCGUUGAAGGAUUUAUUUUCUUUGAAUGGAUUUGCAGUAAAAGCUUUCAAGUUUUUCCAGAAGGACAGGAAGAUGGCGCUGAUGCAGCUGGCUUCGGUGGAGGAAGCCAUUGAGGCUCUGAUCGCCCUUCACGACCACCAGUUGGACCACAACCAGCACCUCCGUGUGUCCUUUUCCAAGUCCACCAUCUGACCUUUGACCUCUGAGCGGCCGCUCAGAGCGCAGGGCUUCUGAUUGGCCCGCGGCGCAGACAGACAGACCAUGGGAAUAUCUUUCUGUGCCUACAGCCAGCCUCGUAUCAUGGUGGCAAAUGAUGUCACAACCGAGGGUCAUGGCCAUGGCUACAGAGGUUACAGAGCACAUUCCGGAGCAGACUGAGUAGCAGUGCAUUGUGGGUAAUGAAGUCCAUCAUGGAGGUGACGUCAGUUUGUGUUUGUUAAUGUGAUGCAGGAAAAGAAAUCAGGAAGUAAAAAAAAAAAGAAGGAAAAAACCUGCCUUUUAUCAAAGGUUUACUUUGAAUUUAUCUUUAUUUAAAAUUACCAAUGAGCAUUAAGUAAAUUAUUAUAGAUAUUAUUUUUAAAUGAAAUGAAAUGAUUUGACCCUUUUUUGUGUUUAAAAUUCAGAUUCCAACGUUUUUCUUUUUACUUCAGGUUUUUAUUUUUCUCGUUCUUCACAAACUUCUGCCAUGUUAUUUUUGAAUUUUCAGCCUCUCUGCACACUGCCGUCUGAUUGGCUGGAAUUAUGUUAAUGAUUAUUAUUUUUAAUUAUUAUUUUAGGGUUAAGCUGCGAUCUCAAAUCUUCUUCUGUGCCUUAUUUUCUGAAUUAUUCUGCUGGGUUCUGGUUUUUUACGUGGUGUUUGGAGGUUUUGGUGACGGAUUGUGUUUGUGUGUCUUUAGAUUUUUUUCUAAUUUUUUUUUUUUUAAGUAGAAUUUUUCUACAUCAUUUAAAAUAUUUUUUGUUGGUGGUCAACAUUUUGGGUGGGUUUUUUAAUCAUGAAUGUAUUUAUACUGUACAACAUGUAAGGCUUUCUGUGUGUUUGUGCGUGGGUAUUUAUGUGUGUGUGUGUGUGUGUGUGUGUAUUAAGCUGAGUUGUGAGUGGUUGAGCUUCAAAUGUCCCAUCUUUUACUGAAUUAAUUUUAUUAAUUUCACUCCCUUAUUUUAAUAUUUUUUUUCAUUUUCUGUUUGGAUUCGAUUUUUUUUUUUAAAUGGGAAAAAAGCCACAAAAUACAGGAAGCUGCCGAUUCCCAGUUUGCCUUCUGACCUCAGACCUGCCUACCGCUGCCAUUUAGUUCAUUUUCUGUUCAACUUUCCCCAUUUUACAUUUUUAAUUUACUUCUUUUAAUAUUGGAGUUUUUUUCCACUUAUUUAAAGAUUUUAAGCACUUUAUGUGAAAUUGUUACAAGCGUUGUGGGUGGGUGGGGCCAAAACAAGCCAAAGUUCCUGUGCCUUUUAAUUGGACAAAUCCAUUUGCCCCCAUUAUGAAAUCACUUCCUGUUUGAAUGGCCUAGAAAACUGUUUUCCUUCUUUUAAAUUUAAAUGUAAACCACACCGUUUUUUAAAAAAAGAAUUUUGCGAUAAACCCACCUACUAUUGCCUUUCAAAAUAACAUUCCCUGCUAAUGUUUUGAAAGCAUUUUUGUUUACAGUUGUCUACAUAUUUAUUCUAGCCUUGGUUAAUUAAUUAAUAAACAGUUGGGAUUAAAAAGCGCGUAUGUGAAAACAUGAAAUCUUCAAAAUAUAUUUGCCCUUUCAGAAUAAGGUUAGAAAUGGUUGUUUAAAAUGUUGGGAUUUUAUUUUGAUUUUUAUUUAAACUUUUUGUUAAAACAAACUGUUUUUAUACCUGAAUGUAUCAGCUGAUGUAAAGUAGUUGUGGUGCAUUGUGGGAGCUGGUGGGACUUUAUUGUUAUUAUAUGAAAUAUUUUUAACAUGGACCAGUGCAUGAUGGGAGGGGGCAGUGCUAAACUAAGCCGCACUCUGCUCCAAAACAAAGUUUGUUAAUUUUUAUUUAUUCUGAAACUUUGACAGGAAGUUGUAGCAUGAAUCACUGAAUAAUUAAAUAAAAUCAUCUGACUGCCAAA